Molecule: messenger RNA, 844 nt
Organism: Drosophila hydei
Lineage: Eukaryota; Metazoa; Arthropoda; Insecta; Diptera; Drosophilidae
Exons: 2
Coding region: 135-473 (112 amino acids)
Source: RefSeq, a predicted model, not a curated record
CCGACCGAAUGCAACUCUCUAUCUGUCACCUAGAAUAAGAACAAGAGAACGGGGCAGCGACAACAAAGUAGGCGACCAGAAACCCAAUCGCCAAGCUCCGAGAAAAAAAAGGAACCGACGGGUAUGACAUCGAAAUGGCUGGAUUUUUAAGAACCAGAAAACGUAGUCGGGAAGAUGAUCUGCCUUGCGAAUCAACCCCACUUUCCAAGCGUAUCAACAAUCUGCAUUUAAACUACGACGAUGGGAAUAGCAGCAGCAGUAGCAACUGCAGUAUACCAAAUCUAAUCAAUGAUAACAAUAAUUAUAUAUUACCAACGAUCACAAAUGUAGGAAUCAGUCCUGCUGAAGUGGUUGGCGGUGGCAUAUAUGAAUACAAUCCCGAACUGAAUGCUGAUCAAAAUCCAUACUAUUAUGAAAAGAACAAAAUGUUAUAUGAUUUGCACGUUGAACGUGUCAAGCGAAACAAUCAUUAAGAUUUUAUAAAACACAUGGAUCCAACUUAAUGCUCUAAUAGAAACAACAAAAAUAAUAAUAAUAAUUAUAAUAAAUGUGCAUGCAACACGCUUUACUCAAGGUGAUAAAAAAAACCAAGAAAACAAUUCAAAUCUCAUAUAAAAAUAAUAAUAGGUAACACCAUACACAAAAAUGAACAAGGAAUAAUCAAAUCGCUUGCCUUAUCCAUUGGUUAACAGAAUAAAUAGCAAUAUGAUAGCUGAUAGUGCCAAUAAUUCAAGGAAAUAAACUCAGAGGGAUUACUUAGCCGAUCUUCUAUCUUUAAAAGUUCAUUUAUAAAAAAGGAAAGAACCGAUUAUAUAUUGUAAACAUUCAAAUUUCUGCGAAUUGA